Messenger RNA from Prinia subflava (tawny-flanked prinia), 4813 nucleotides. It is a transcript of the gene CDC20, whose product is annotated as cell division cycle 20. Bases 98 to 1660 code for a protein of 520 amino acids. Gene Ontology annotation, biological process: anaphase-promoting complex-dependent catabolic process; positive regulation of anaphase-promoting complex-dependent catabolic process; positive regulation of ubiquitin protein ligase activity. Gene Ontology annotation, cellular component: anaphase-promoting complex. Lineage: Eukaryota; Metazoa; Chordata; Aves; Passeriformes; Cisticolidae. The record is from RefSeq and is a predicted model, not a curated record. The transcript is spliced from 11 exons. Gene Ontology annotation, molecular function: ubiquitin ligase activator activity; anaphase-promoting complex binding; protein binding.
CCCAGCCAAUCGCGUUGCGUCGCGCGGCCGUCGCCGGGCAGCGCGAGCCGUUGGGUUUGAAGCGGCCAACCGCGGCGCUGUCCGCGCGCCGUUUAAAAUGCUGCGGCGCAGGCGGGGCGGGCGAGCGGCGGCGGCGCGGCGGAGGACCAUGGCGCAGUUCCUGUUCGAGGCGGACCUGCACGGGCUGUUGAAGCUGGACACGCCGAUCCCGAACGCGCCGCCUGCGCGAUGGCAGCGCAAGGCCAAGGAGAGCGGCCCCGGGCCCAGCCCCGUGGGCGUGUCGCCCAUGAAGCCGGUCAAUCGCUCCCACAGCUCCAGCAAGACGCCGUCCAAGACACCCGGUAAAUCGGGAUCCAAAAUUCAGAGCACCCCCACAAAGGCUGGGGGGGAUCGCUACAUUCCCAACCGCAGCACUAUGCAGAUGGAGAUGGCAAAUUUCCUCCUAACCAAAGAGAAUGAUUCUGCUGAGGAAUCUCCUACCAAGAAGGAGCAACAGAAGGCCUGGGCAGUGAAUCUGAAUGGUUUUGAUGUAGAAGAGGCCAAGAUCCUCCGCCUCAGUGGAAAACCACAGAACGCUCCAGAAGGCUAUCAGAAUAACCUGAAAGUGCUCUACAGUCAGAAAAUGACACCUGGAUCCAGCAGGAAAAAUAGCAGAUACAUUCCCUCGAUGCCAGACCGGAUCUUGGAUGCACCAGAGAUCCGCAACGACUACUAUCUGAAUCUCAUAGACUGGAGCUCCCAGAACUUCCUGGCAGUGGCUCUGGACAACACUGUUUAUCUGUGGAAUAACACUUCUGGGGAGAUUAUCCAGCUGCUGCAAAUGGAGCAUCCAGAUGUCUACAUUUCCUCUGUGUCAUGGAUUAAAGAAGGAAACUACCUUGCUGUUGGCACAAGUAGCGCUGAAGUCCAGCUAUGGGACAUUCAGCAGCAGAAACGUCUCCGAAACAUGACCAGCCAUUGUGCCCGUGUGGGAACCCUCAGCUGGAACAGCUACAUCCUCUCCAGCGGGGCACGGACUGGCCACAUCCAUCACCAUGAUGUCCGAGUGGCUGAGCAUCACGUGGCUACCCUUGCUGGCCACACACAGGAGGUGUGUGGACUCAAAUGGUCUCUAGAUGGCCGCUACCUGGCCAGUGGUGGCAAUGACAACCUGGUGAACGUCUGGCCGUGCACCCAAGGUGGGGGUGGAGACUUUGCUCCUGUACAGACCUUUACUCAGCACCAGGGUGCUGUCAAGGCUGUGGCAUGGUGCCCAUGGCAGAUGAAUGUUCUAGCCACUGGAGGUGGCACUAGUGACAGACAUAUCCGCAUCUGGAAUGUGUGUUCUGGCACCUGCCUCAGUACUGUUGAUGCCCACUCCCAGGUCUGUUCGAUCCUGUGGUCAACAAACUACAAGGAGUUCAUUUCAGGCCAUGGCUUUGCACAGAAUCAGCUGGUCAUAUGGAAGUAUCCAACAAUGACCAAGGUUGCAGAGCUGCAAGGUCAUACGGCCAGAAUCUUGAACCUGACCAUGAGCCCUGAUGGUACAACAGUGGCCUCAGCAGCUGCUGAUGAAACACUGCGGCUCUGGCGCUGUUUUGAGUUGGACCCCAUAAAGAAGAAGGAGAGAGAGAAGGCAAACAGUGCCAAAAGCAGUAUCAUUCACCAGAGCAUCCGCUGAGAGCACUGGGUUGUUGUGGGGAGGGGAUAUUUUGUUUACACACUGUACAGUAUUUUAAAUGUUAAUAAACUGCUUAACUUUACCUUUUCUUAAGAGAGUCUGGUGGAAGAAAAAGCCAUGGCUCCCAGACCCAAGUCCUUCUCCCUGGGGCUGGGGACCUGGGCAAGGGCUGGAGCCUUAGUUCUUCAGGGUGCUGAGCCUAGCAGAAGGAUGCUGUGCAAGGGCUGUAUUUCUGUUUGUGUCCUGGCUAAGAUAGAUAUGGCACCAUCACCUGCCCCAUCUAGAUGCUGACUACAAGCACAGCAGCUUCACCACAGGCCAAACUGAAAGCACAGCAUGGCUGUGGGGCCUCAGUUUCUGUUGUGUCCUGUCUUACAACCAUUGGGGCCUUACUGUGGCUCUGCAGGCAAUGCUCAGUUUGUCUUGUCAGCUACAGGCACUCUUCACUGCCUGCUUAUGGUGGUGGAGCAGAAUAGCUACUUUCACAGACUGAAUUGCUAGUGGAAAAAAAAAAGGAGGGGGGAAACAUACAGCAACAGCUGUGAUCACCCCAAAGGCCAGAACCGGGUUGGCACUGGCAUAAAGCCCGAUACAAAACAAAAGGUUCGUUUACACUACCACAGCCAGCCUGGAUGUCAUGCAAGAGCCACACAAAGCACCACCAACCUUGUGCUCAGCCAUCAGUCACAUAUUCUUCCAACAACUCUGAUCUGUCUUCCCCUCCUGCUGACAGGAAGCCCUGGUCCCUUGCUGAGGCUUUAGGCAUGGGAGCAGGCACUAGGGCUCAGCUAUUAUUUGUUAGAGCUUGACUUCCCUGCACUUGGAAAAAUGCCUUUUUUCCAGGCUAAAUUGUGCUGGAGCAAGUUGCAGGAAAUAUAUUUGAGCCCUUAUCUGGGCAACAGCCAGCUCAGCCAUGCAUGCUCAUGGUGGAGCCACAGUGUCUGAGGUUGUGGGGCUGCACCACCAGAGCCAUCAAGCCUGUCCUUCAGCUGCACCAGCAUUGCCAGGGACUGCUGGGGACACUCACUGCACAGCUGAUAAGCACCUUGGCCUGUGAAAAGCAGCUCCCCCAAGCCUGUGCCUCCCAUCAACCCUUAGUGAUUAGCUAAGGGUGGAUUAUUAACUGUUUUCACCUUCCCCUCAGCACAGUACCACACUGUACCUAGCACCAGCUCUGCUUCCUGAGCUUUACACCAGCUGGAGCCUUCAAAGGUUCCAACUCAUGCUCUGCCAAAGCCAGUGAGGGUGUAACCACACCCACCAGAGCACCCCCUCUACACACACAGCUGCUAUGGGGGGACACAGUCUCAAAAAACAGCAGCUGAGCCCAGCACCUCCCCAGCAGCACUGCUGGUGCAUCCCCAUUUGGCCACUUGGGAAAGAUCACUGGAGGUCCAAGGAAGGAGCUCUCCCUCUUCAGACACAAAUCCCAGGACAGCAGCUGUCUCCAACGGGGAAGGAGGCAGGAACCCAGAUGCAAGGUUAGGCUCUUUCCCAGAGCUGUGCUGCUGUUGUAGGAGCCCUGCCCCACACCCCUGCUCUUUGGUGUUAGCACAGACUUGCCCUGUAGGCCCACAGCUGGUUCAGGUCUGGUGCCUGACCUGGAACAAAGGCUUUAUAUGCCUGAAAGCUGUAAUUUUUUCACUCCUAGGUAAAAGCAGCUCAGCUUUCUCUGAUAGGCUCUUUCUCCUUAGCACAUACCCUACCCCUAGAUGCUGUGCAUUACACAGCCCUUGAAGGUCCUCUGAGCAUUACUAGAGGGUAAUGCUAUUGCAGGGUCUUUGGCCCCAGACUGGUCCCUUACAGUCCUGGAGUGAGGAGGAGCAGAGGAAGGAAGUGGGCAUUGAUCCAGCAGACCCAGUAAACACAGCCCUAUAAGGUGUGAAUUCAGUUCACAGCAUGACAGCAUAUUAAUUACCAAGUGCCAUGGCCAGCCCAUAGAAGAGCACAGCUAAGAGGAACAAUUGGAGGAAGGGAAAGCAGAGCACAUGCAGGGAACAGCCCAUUCUAAAAUACCAAGCAUAAGUAGUUUAAAGCAUUGUUACUAUUUUGGGCAAGAGCAAAGACAGUCAUGUCUUUACCAAGAGCCGGCUGGAGGGGAGAAAGAGGUUUGACAGGAAAAGGUCCAUGUCAGCUAGACUAUCACCUACAGCUCCUGAAGUGAUGACUUCUGAGCACUGAACUAACAUUACACACCUCUUCAGCACACAUCAGAACAAUUCUCAUCCAAGUCUUGACUCCCAAAGAGGCAUCAACAAUGGGGAGAACACUGCACAGUGCAGCAGCCAGCUCCCACUUUGUGACUUGUUGCAUACAAGGACAUUGAGUGCUGUAGGAGAGGGUGCUGUCCGUGUGUGAUUUAGGCAUGUUAGUCACACCAGUUCAGGGCCCUUAAAUGUGCUUUCUGACAAAGCAUUUCAGAGCAUGGCCUUGAGGUGUCCAACAGCCCAGGUCAAAUCAGCAGAGCUCUCUCCCACACCAAGCUCUGCUCCAGGGCUUUGGCUGGACAUCCAGCAAAGCCCUCCCACCCCACAACCAAACCUACAGUGAAACUCAGCAUCUGGAGGGUGCUGCUCUAACACAUUCCUCCCAGCCACAAGCUGCCCAGGCUUGAGUCAGCACCCAGGCUGGCCUCUGCAUAAGAGGGCCCCAGUCAUGGGAUGAUGGGGAAGGCAGCCCUGCACCCCAACAGCACUGAAGGGAUACCAGAACGAGACAGUUGGAAAGGUAACAGAGCUAGCCAGGCCAAGAUUCACGUCUGCAGCAAAAGCAAGGCAGCAACAUCAACCUUUCUCUGGCCAAGCUGAGCUACAUUCUGCACAGAUCCAUGCCACAGGGGCAUUUACAGAUGGCAGCAGUUUUUGCUUUGGCAGAUGCAGUAAGCAAUAAACUGCUGUUUCCCAAGCACUCAAGUUUCCAAAGUCUCUAUUCCCUGCUCUGCCACACCUCAAAUCCCCAUGAUUUCUGAAAAGCAGCAGUUCUUCCUGGGCAGGUGGCCCAGGGCCCAGCCCACACCCACACUCCACCCCAGCCAUUUUUUGACAGGGUGGAGUCACUUUCCCAACAGAAGCCUUGACACAUAUCCAGCCCUGAGCACUGCUCUACCAAAACACUCGGAAACAAUCUGCCAUCUGCUUCAUCAGCACACAACUA